CAGAGGUGGCGGUGGAGCAGCUGGCCACACCCCCAGUGUCUCUGGGAGCCUUGGCAUGGAAGGGGAAACAGACAAUCCAGGACCAGUUUCCCGAAGCUCCAAUUCAUCGAGCCAUCUGUGGGGGAGCAGAGCAGGAGCCAGAAGCAGCCACUAUGGCCCAAGGGUUAGAGGUGGCCCUCACAGACCUCCAGAGCUCCCGGAACAACGUGCGGCACCACACAGAGGAGAUCAGUGUUGACCGCCUCGUUGUCCGCCGGGGUCAGGCCUUCAGCAUCACCCUGUACUUUAAGAACCGGGGCUUCCAGCCGGGCAUGGACAGUAUCAUCUUUGUGGCUGAGACUGGACCCUUGCCAGACCUGGCCAAAGGGACUCGGGCAGUGUUUAGCCUCACAGGCAGUGGUGGCCCAAGCCCCUGGAUUGCUUCCCUGGAGGAAAACAGGGCCACCUCCCUGGAAGUAAGCCUGUGUGCCCCUCCCAUGGCAGCUGUGGGUCGAUAUCUCCUGAAAAUUCGAAUCGACUCCUACCAGGGUUCGGUCACUGCCUACCAGCUGGGGGAGUUUAUCCUGCUCUUCAAUCCCUGGUGCCCAGCGGAUGCAGUAUACCUGGAGAGUGAGCCGCAGAGGCAGGAGUAUGUCGUCAAUGAUUACGGCUUUAUCUACCAAGGGAGCAAGAGCUGGAUCCGCCCAUGCCCCUGGAACUAUGGGCAGUUUGAGGAGAAUAUCAUAGACAUCUGCUUGGAGCUGCUGGAGAAGAGUCUGAACUUCCAGGUUGACCCAUCCACAGACUGUGCCCUGCGGGGAAGCCCCGUCUACACCAGCAGAGUUGUGUGUGCCAUGAUCAACAGUAAUGAUGACAACGGAGUGCUCAAUGGCAACUGGAGUGAGAAUUAUGUGGACGGCGUCAACCCCGCCGAGUGGACUGGCAGUGUGGCCAUCCUGAAGCAGUGGCAUGCCACAGGCUGCCAGCCAGUGCGCUAUGGGCAAUGCUGGGUCUUUGCUGCUGUCAUGUGCACAGUGAUGAGGUGCCUGGGCAUCCCCACCCGCGUGAUCACCAACUUUGACUCCGGCCAUGACACAGAUGGGAACCUGAUCAUAGAUGAAUAUUAUGACAACACAGGCAGGAUUUUGGAGAAUAUGAAGAAGGAUACCGUCUGGAAUUACCACGUAUGGAAUGAGUGCUGGAUGGCACGCAAGGACCUCCCUCCUGGAUACGGAGGCUGGCAGGUGCUUGAUGCUACACCCCAGGAAACUAGCAAUGGUCUCUACUGCUGCGGCCCUGCUUCUGUCAAAGCCAUCAAAGAGGGAGAAGUGGAUCUCAACUAUGACACGCGCUUUGCAUUCUCUAUGGUAAACGCUGACUGCAUGUCCUGGCUUGUUCAUGGAGGGAAGGAGCAGAAGCUCUACCAGGACACGGCUACUGUCGGGAACUUCAUCAGCACUAAGAGUAUCCAGAGUGAUGAGCGGGAUGACAUCACAGAAAGCUACAAGUAUGAAGAAGGUUCCAUUCAAGAAAGACAGGUGUUUCUAAAGGCUGUACAGAAGCUAAAGGCUGGAAGGUCGCAAGAGCCCAACCAGGCAGAUGCGAGUUCCUUCAGCUCUGCGCAGCCAAGGCAGGACAGUUCUAGGAGCCUGGACACACCUUCCCUUCGGCCCAGUGAUGUUGUCCAGGUCUCUCUGAAGUUUGAGCUGCUGGACCCACCCAACAUGGGCCAAGACAUAAACUUUGUCUUGGUGGCUGUCAACAUGUCACCUCAGUUCAAGGAUCUCAAACUCAACUUGAGUGCCCAGUCCCUGUUGCAUGAUGGCAGCCCCCUGGCCCCAUUCUGGCAGGACGUAGCAUUCAUCACACUGUUCCCUGAAGAAGAAAAGACAUACCCUUGCAAAAUCCUCUACUCUCAGUACAGCCAGUACCUGUCAACAGACAAGCUAAUCCGAAUCAGUGCCCUGGGUGAGGAGAAGAACAGUUCGGAGAAAAUCCUGGUGAACAAGAUCAUCACCUUGACUUACCCCGGCAUCAUGAUUAAUGUUCUGGGAGUGGCCUUUGUGAAUCAGCCACUCACUGUCCAGGUGAUCUUUUCAAACCCACUCUCGGAGCCAGUUGAGGACUGCGUGCUGACCUUGGAAGGUAGUGGCCUCUUCAAGAAGCAGCAGAGAGUUCUUAUCGGAGUCCUCAAACCCCAUCACAAAGCCAGCAUCACUCUGAAGACCGUCCCUUUCAAGAGUGGCCAAAGGCAGAUCCAAGCUAAUCUGAGGAGCAAUAAGUUUAAAGACAUCAAGGGCUACAAGAAUGUUUACGUAGACGUUGGCUUAUAAACUCUGGGACAGAGGUUGGAGAGAUGGUGCAGUUGAGAGCGUGCUUUUGCAAAGGACUUGGGUUUGCUUUCCCAGAACCCAUACGGUGGCUCACAACCAUCCAUAACCCCAGUUUCAGCGGAUCCAACCAGCACACACAUGGUACAUAUACUUGCAUACAGAAAAAAAAAGACAACAUUCAUACACGUAACGUGAAAAUAAAUAUAUCUAAAACAUUUUUUUUUAAAGAAAAAAUAAAAUAAACCCUGAGAUGUGCUGGCGGUAUAGUUUUAAAACAAGGCUUCACCACACUGUGACAUCAGCAGUGAGGGAGAUGCCAGAGACAACUAGUGAUUCCAGCUGUUUACACAGCCUGCCAGGACGAUCCGGCACCCCGGGAUUCCAUGGUAUCUGCACAGAAGUGUGACUUGGCACAGAGGUCAAGGGAAGACAGGCUUGGUAGCCCACUGUCUUGCCAAGACAGGCUUGGCAGCUUUGCUCUGGUGAUGACUUAACCGUGUCAGCAAGCUUCAUUCCUCCCCUUGCUCUCAUCUCCCUCACCUCCAGUAGGCACCACUUUCUCUUCAGAGCUCCCAGCUGCCCUUCAGUUGCUAGGAGUUUCCUGUUGUUUCAAUGUCUGAGCCCAUUUACUCACUCAAGAAGUAUUUAUUGAGUGUCCAGCGUACAGCGACGCCACUCUGAGUUUAAGAGACAAGACAUCAGAGAAAGCAAAAGCCCGGAGCCUACAUUCUAGGGGAACGCAGGAGACAGUUACUAUACAUCUUGACAGGUGCCGACCCCAUUGCAAGUCAGAGAGAAAAAAAUCCCCAAGGCGUUUUUAUACACAUGUUCUGUCUGUUUCUUGGUAAAAAGAGAAAAAAAAAAAAUCCCAGGAGAUCUCUUGUCCUGGCCUUCCCCUAAACAUACUUCCCAUAUGACAUUGAAGCAAGUCUUCAGUUCUCACAGUCCUGGGGUCUCCGUCCAACACGUUUGUGCUCUUCAGGGCCUGCUGUUGGCUGGCAGUCAGGAGGUAAAAGCCAACUGAAUAAAGAAACAAGGUAGAUGCUUGGCGGGGGAAUGAAAUAGUCUCCUGGUCACAGGGUCACUCAAACCCUACCCUCUCUGGAUGUUCCUGCACACAAAACACAAACAACUGCACCUGCUUUUCCAGGACACUGCCAAAAAAAAAAAAAAAAUCAUGAUGCUCCUGCCCUUGGGGCACUGGCUACCGUGACUAAGACAGAUGUCCCAGUAAAUGUUCAGACAUUAAAGAAAGAAGUUAACGACUUCCAUUACACACAAACAAAAGGGUCAAUGUCGUUAAUCCGAGGGAGAGAAGGGGCGUGGUGGGAAUUCCCUGGUAAGCUGAUUGUCCUGUGGCCUCGGCAGCUGAGCA
Meriones unguiculatus (Mongolian gerbil) is the source of this 3687-nucleotide messenger RNA. RefSeq names its product transglutaminase 5 (gene Tgm5). The coding region runs from base 153 to 2312 and encodes 719 amino acids. Gene Ontology annotation, biological process: peptide cross-linking. Gene Ontology annotation, molecular function: protein-glutamine gamma-glutamyltransferase activity. NCBI's taxonomy places the organism in Eukaryota, Metazoa, Chordata, Mammalia, Rodentia, Muridae. The transcript is spliced from 13 exons. The record is from RefSeq and is a predicted model, not a curated record.